Molecule: messenger RNA, 665 nt
Organism: Ostrea edulis (European flat oyster)
Lineage: Eukaryota; Metazoa; Mollusca; Bivalvia; Ostreida; Ostreidae
Product: ATP-dependent DNA helicase RecQ-like
Exons: 2
Coding region: 121-654 (177 amino acids)
Biological process (GO): double-strand break repair via homologous recombination
Cellular component (GO): nucleus; cytoplasm; chromosome
Molecular function (GO): 3'-5' DNA helicase activity; four-way junction helicase activity
Source: RefSeq, a predicted model, not a curated record
AACGAACAUAGUAGUGGUAUUUAAUUAUGAUCAAUACUUAUUAAGGUAAAUUCACAAAUCAUUGAGGAGUUAAAGAACAAUGACAGAGUGAAAGUUGUCUUGGCCACCAUUGCGCUUGGAAUGGGAGCUGACCUGCAAAAUGUGAAACGCAUUAUUCAUGCUGGACCGCCAACCAGUCCAGAAGUGUACGUACAAGAGGUUGGACAUGCUGGAAGAGAUGGCCAAGCACCAGAAGCUGUUUUAUACUUCAAUAACUCUGAUCUUGCAGAGAAACUUGUCGAAAACAGCACGAUCGAGUUUGUUCGGUUAAAGUCAUGCAGGAGACAGUACCUAUCUACAUACUUUGAUGCACCCAUUGAAAGUGUCAAUAACUGUUGUGAUGUGUGUAGCAAUGACAGAUCAAAUAUCCGUGGUUUUAAGGUUCCCUCACUGGAACAAAGACAUCAUGUGAGACUCUCUCUUCAAACAUAUGUAAAUGCUGACUCUUCAGGAGAGUUAGCAUUUCUUUUGUCUGAGGAAAAGCUACAGACAAUUGUUGAUUGUUUUGAGUACAUCAGAGAUGAGACAUCUCUUUCAUCAUUGUUAAAUGCAAAUGUACCCGAGGCGGUUUCUAAUUCUCUUUUUUCUAUCUUAUCAUUGUUUCAAAAUUCUUAAACUUAUUCUGU